Messenger RNA from Microsporum canis CBS 113480, 1146 nucleotides. Its product is annotated as transcription initiation factor IIF subunit beta. The transcript is spliced from 4 exons. Gene Ontology annotation, cellular component: transcription factor TFIIF complex. The record is from RefSeq and is a predicted model, not a curated record. Lineage: Eukaryota; Fungi; Ascomycota; Eurotiomycetes; Onygenales; Arthrodermataceae. The coding region runs from base 1 to 1146 and encodes 381 amino acids. Gene Ontology annotation, biological process: transcription initiation at RNA polymerase II promoter; transcription by RNA polymerase II.
AUGGCGAACUUUAAUGCAGGACAGAUCAAGGCAGAAUCUCCUGCCAAUCCGGAAAUCAAGCAGGAGCCUGACACGAAAGACACUGUCAUGUCGGACGAUGACAUAUACGAAGACACUGGAGACUUGGAUUUCACAAAUGCCGCCCAAAACGUCUGGCUAACGCGGAUUCCUCGGACGUUAUGGGAGCGGUGGUCGAAGCUUGAUGAUGAUGAAGAGAUUCAAAUCGGCACUGUCAGGGUAGAGGGUGAUCCAACCGAUAUCAAAAGGAUAAGCUUACGGCUACUAGACAUACCCCAAAAUAAGGGCAUACCGAAAGACUAUAACCUGAGACGGCAGAACGUAAAUGCAGAUCGGUCGGCUUACGCAGUUCAAAACACUUAUGUUUUUACAGAAAAGGAUCUCCCCGGAUAUAAAGACAAGAUAAAUCAGUUUUAUAAUGAAAACCAACCAUACGGUCGAUCAUAUCUUUACGAACAGAUGAAACGCGAUGCGAAGAAAAAAGAGCGGAAAAGGAAGUGGGAGCCCUAUGUGAAAAAAACUGUACCAAGACAAACUGCCAUAACCGCCCGGGUUCAUGACGAGUUUAACUGCCUACCCGUAGAAAAUGAAGAAUACCAGAGAAUAGCGGAGGAGCGAGCUUUGGAGUCUCUCAAGCCCAAGAGAGAAACCAAGUUCAUCGAAAAAGUACCUGGCAAGAUGCUUCGGCCCAAAACAGUGGCUGCUGCUGACAAAUCCAAUUUUAUUCAAGUUACAAAACCUGCAAAAGUACGCGCACAGGAAAACAAGACUGCUCGUAUGCCCCAGAACGAGCUCUUGGACCUUAUUUAUGCUUGUUUCAGGAGAUACAAAUACUGGCCGUUUAAGUCACUUAAGGCUGAGUUGAGGCAGCCUGAAGUAUAUCUUAAGCAGACCCUGGAGAUAGUGGCACAUCUUGUUAAAUCUGGUGACUUUGCCCUGACCUGGGAGCUAAAGCCUGAAGCUAGGGAAAGUAACUACACAGAUGCGCUGGCAUACAGGGACGCAAAGGAAGAGCUUCCUCCUACAGCAGGUUACAAUUUUGAUGAAGGAUCCGAAGGAGAACCCACUGCUUCAGGCAUAGGCACAGAUGCUGACGAUGAUGAUAACGUUAAGUUUGAGAAUGCGUGA